This is a messenger RNA of Budorcas taxicolor (takin), 894 nucleotides long. RefSeq names its product myeloid-associated differentiation marker-like. The record is from RefSeq and is a predicted model, not a curated record. Bases 1 to 894 code for a protein of 297 amino acids. The transcript has a single exon. Gene Ontology annotation, cellular component: plasma membrane; cell-cell junction. Lineage: Eukaryota; Metazoa; Chordata; Mammalia; Artiodactyla; Bovidae.
AUGGGCUACUUCCUCCGAACGCUGCAGCUGCUCUCCACCUGCGUGGCCAUCUCACUAGUGGGCAGCCUGGACAGCUGGACGGUGCCCACAAGUAACUGGUCCUUUGUUAUCUUGUGCUUCUGCUUUGUGGUGACCUUCAUCAUCCUCAUAAUCGAAUCACUGGCACUUCAGUACCACUUCUCCUUCUCUUGGGGGGAUUUUCUCCUCUGCCAUGCCUGCUACCUCGCCCUCUUCUGCCUCUUGGUCUCCGUCAUUUACCCCACUACCUAUGUUCAGUUUCUGUUUUACACCCCCUCCCGGGACCACGCCAUCGCUGCUACUGCGUUCUGCUUCAUUUCUGCUGUGUCUUAUGCCACCGAAGCAAUCUGGAUCUUGCGCUGGCCUCAGACAGGUGAUUUCACUGGCUAUAUAGGCAGCUUGCCAUUCCUCCUCAAGAUGCUAGAGACACUGGUGGCCUGUGUCAUCUUACCCUUCAUCAGCAAUCCCUACCUGUACAUGGACCAUCCAUUGCUGGUGUCGUGCGUGGCUGUGUACUCCAUCUGCUUCAUCCUGGGGAUUGUGACCAUCCUGUUGAACCUGGCUAACUAUGAGCACCGGCUGCCCAUCUCCUCCGCCAUGUUCCAUCUGAUACUGAGCCAGCUGUCUGUCCUUCUCUACAUUGGGGCUCUGGUCCUCUGGGCGCUCUACCAAUUUGACAAAAAGUUUGGCGGGCAGCCCGAGAGGUCCAGGGAUGUGAGCUGUCAACAAAGACUUACCAACUAUGUUUGCACCUGGGACCAGCGACUGGCUGUGGCCAUCCUGACAGCCAUCAACCUGCUGAUUUACGUGGCCGACCUGGUGUACUGGGCUCGCCAGGCUUCUGUAGGGACUGAGGACCAGCCUGGGGACUCCUGA